AAUGUGUUCUAUGGCUUGUUUACAAUUAUUUGUUUUGUUUUGUUGCGUGGGCUCUUUGGACUAAACGGUCUUAUUUUUAUUUAAAAAAUAAGAAUUUAAGUGUAAAAAUGGAUUUGUUAAUUGCCUUGUCCUUACGAAACUUAAGUUUGUAGAUUCUAUAUCUUUAAUAUGUAUAAUACCUUCAUUGAUUAAUUUUAAGCAUUACAGUAAUUGACACUAGAAAGCAAGAUAUUUUUAAAUUUUAAACAUGAAGACACUAAAUAAUGUACGAAAUUCAAAUCACAAAGUAACAGAUUAUUUUACUGUAAGAAAAUCAGUUAGGAAGACAAAAAAGCAGAUGUUAAGGGAAAAACAAAAACAAUUAGAAUACAUGGUCAUCUGUGAAAUGGAGGAUGGAUUAGAAAGUCGUUAUACAGAAGGUAAGGGUAGGGGCGUUUUUGCAACUAAGGACUUUGAAAAAGGAUCCUUUGUGGUAGAAUAUAGUGGCGAUUUUAUAAGUUUAAUGGAAGCUAAUGAAAGAGAAGAUCAGUAUUCUCGUGACGAAGCGACAGGUUGUUAUAUGUAUUACUUCAAAUAUAAUGAUCAGACCUUUUGUAUCGACGCAACAAGAGAAUCGGGAAGAAUGGGUCGUCUAAUUAAUCACUCUAGAACAAGUAGCAAUCUUUAUACAAAGAUAAUAUUGGUUGAUGGAUUGCCUCGACUUAUACUCAUGGCAAAAGAAAAUAUUAAAAGAGGCCAAGAGCUACUUUAUGAUUAUGGAGACAGAAGCAGAGAAUCUCUCAAACACCAUCCAUGGCUCAAAUCUUAAUUAAACAGUCUGUUUUAUGAUUUUAUUUUAUACACUCACUCGGUAUUGUAAUGUAAAACUGAAUGAUUAGAAAUUAUUAUCUCAAUACAGAAAUCUACAAAUAUUUUUA
Molecule: messenger RNA, 917 nt
Organism: Sitophilus oryzae (rice weevil)
Lineage: Eukaryota; Metazoa; Arthropoda; Insecta; Coleoptera; Curculionidae
Product: N-lysine methyltransferase KMT5A-A-like
Exons: 4
Coding region: 248-808 (186 amino acids)
Molecular function (GO): protein binding; histone H4K20 methyltransferase activity
Source: RefSeq, a predicted model, not a curated record